Messenger RNA from Saprolegnia parasitica CBS 223.65, 1002 nucleotides. RefSeq lists its product as hypothetical. Bases 1 to 1002 code for a protein of 333 amino acids. The transcript has 2 exons. Lineage: Eukaryota; Oomycota; Saprolegniomycetes; Saprolegniales; Saprolegniaceae. The record is from RefSeq and is a predicted model, not a curated record.
AUGCUCUGUCGGCUCCGGUUCCGGUUUGCGCCGCCGGUCGCCGUGCCAAGUAGCGAUACGCUGGUGUCCAUUCACGUCGAAGUUGUCGACGAGCAUGGCCAAGGCGUCUCGCUGGCGACGGCCACCAAGGCAGCGCAUACCACUGGGUGGUCGCUCGUCGUGUCGGCCGGCGACGCGCCGCCCAUGCGCCUCGACAUGACCGCCGCCCAAAGCCACGGCGUGGUGCGCCUGACACUGCCGUCGUCCGACGCCGCAUUUCGCAUCCAUGCGCGCGCCGUCUCGGUGGUCGAUGCGUGUGCGCCAAUGUACACAGGUCUGCAGGCCUUGACCAGCGCGAGCGCCGUGACGCCGACGGUCCUCGUGCUGCCGCUGUGCUCGACGUGCAUCUCAAGAGGCGACAAGUUCAUUGCCGGCGCCAUACCCAUUGCGCUUCGCGUCUACGAUGCCAACCUCGUCCUUCACGAGACUUACGGUGACGCGAUGGCGGCGCAUCAGUGGGACGCAGGUCUGUGCCUCGCGUCGCAUCUGCAGACGUGGCUAUCCUCGACGCCGCCGCCAACGACCGUGCUCGAACUCGGUGCUGGUUCCGGGCUCCUUGGCCUCGCACUCGCCAAGUGGCUUCCGGCAACGUCGACAGUCGUCCUCACCGAGCGCACGUCCUCGCUGCCCCACCUCAAAGAGACCCUUUGUCGCAAUGCAUCGGUGGUCACCGCACAAGUCCAUGCACUGGCGCUCGACUGGGGCGACGACUGUCCGCUGCAGGCCAUCCGCGCCAUGCUACCGAAAGCUUGUGAUCUUGUCGUGCUCGCCGACGUUCUCUACUGCUGGGAGGCCCACCCGCGCUUGCUAUCCUCGAUAUGCGCGCUGGUGCAGCUCGGCCACACGUCGAUCGUCCUCGCCCACACACACCGCAGCGCGCACAUUUCGGCGCAUAUCGCAGCGCUCGAGACCGACGACGUGACCGUUCGCUGCGGCCAUUGCGACGGCGUAUAUUCGCGUUAA